AUGCGAUCGCAAACAGAUAAACCAUUUCAAAUGCAAAUUUAUGUGCCAGCAAUCAAAAUGAAAACCGAACGAGUGACAUUCACAAAAAAAGAUGAAAUCCGUAUCGCUUCGAUCAAAGGCGAAGAUUGUGAUCAGAAGCACUGGAUCAUUAAAACAUGGAAGAAAGUAGAUAAUGAAUGGAUUCCAGCAAAAGAAACAAAGGCAAAAUUUGAAGGAUAUGGUUCUUUUGGGCUAUCCGUCAAAGAUGACCUGUUGCCGAAAAUAAUGAAUCGUUUCGCUAUUACAUGUUCAGAAGGCAACUGCUAA
This is a messenger RNA of Acanthocheilonema viteae, 306 nucleotides long. The record is from the annotation of a GenBank genome assembly. Lineage: Eukaryota; Metazoa; Nematoda; Chromadorea; Rhabditida; Onchocercidae.